Molecule: messenger RNA, 2189 nt
Organism: Myxozyma melibiosi
Lineage: Eukaryota; Fungi; Ascomycota; Lipomycetes; Lipomycetales; Lipomycetaceae
Product: Alpha/Beta hydrolase protein
Exons: 1
Coding region: 422-1963 (513 amino acids)
Biological process (GO): L-homoserine metabolic process
Cellular component (GO): mitochondrion
Molecular function (GO): L-serine O-acetyltransferase activity; homoserine O-acetyltransferase activity
Source: RefSeq, a predicted model, not a curated record
CAGAUUACUAAUCAGUAAGCAUUGCGGUUAAGGGCUUCAGCGCGCAUAACUGCACCAAACCACAGACGUUUACCACAAAUCCAAGUCACGUGCGAUUGCGCGACCCUGUCAAUAAGCAGAGUUCAUGGCCAGAAGGGAAAAAAAUCUGGCGAUGGGCCCUCGGACAGCUCCCAGCUUAUCGGCUGCUUUGUCAACCCGCUGGUUCUUCUGCUCCUCCUCGUUCCUGCUCAUAUCUCUCCUUCUCCCGCGUCUCCCUUCCUUCUUUGUCUCCCUCUUCCCUGCAUUGCAUUUCCUUCCACCGGGACACAGGUUAUCCGCUCGCGAACUGUUCGUCCUCGGCAGCCUGCCUUAUAUCCACCUCGACAGCCCCCGUCCUGCAAAUUCUCAUCUGACUCGUCUCUGAUCUUCAACCUUCUUCCCAAUGUCACGCUCCGUUCCCACAUCGCUCCUGCGCACCUUCCGACGAGGCGUGUCCUCGUCCGCCAAGGCAGCGCAGGCCGUCGGUACGGCUGUACGCCAGCAAGCUGCUGCCGCCGAACCGGUCCGCAGCGCAGUCCACCACCCGUCGCCCUCGUCAGCACCGCCCGCGAACGCUCCCCCGCCGCCGUCGAUCCCCAGAUCAUCGAACCGACCGAUGUCGUUCCCCUGCCUCGACGUGCUCGAGCACCGUACCCGCUCUCUCGACUCUGGCCCAGAACCUACGUACACCCGCAACGUCACCGGCUACGAACUCUUCCACUCGUCCGUGCCCCUCCGGCUCGACAACGGCGGCAUCCUGCUUGAAUUUGACAUUGCGUACGAAACAUGGGGCACACUCAACGCAGACAGAUCAAACGCAAUUCUCCUCCACACCGGUCUAUCCGCUUCCUCGCACGCGCACUCGCAUGCAAAGAACCCCGCCCCGGGAUGGUGGGAGAAGUUCAUCGGGCCCGGCUGCGCUCUCGACACCGACAAGUUCUUUGUCAUCUGCACAAAUGUCAUCGGAGGAUGCUACGGCUCGUCUGGCCCGUCGUCGGUCGACCCUUCUGACGGCCAGAAGUACGCCACUCGGUUUCCCAUCGUCACGAUCGACGACAUGACUCGCGCCCAGCAGCGUCUGAUCUCGCAAAAGCUCGGCAUCAGCAAACUCCACGCCUCCGUCGGCGCCUCCAUGGGCGGCAUGCAGUCCCUUUCGUACGGCACACAGUUCCCCGACCUCGUCGGCCGCAUCGUCUCAAUCUCGGGAUGCGCCCGCUCGCACCCUUACUCCAUCGCCAUGCGCCACACCCAGCGACAAGUCCUCAUGGCGGACCCGAACUGGCGCCGCGGGUUCUACUACGACAGCGUCCCCCCGCACGCGGGCAUGAAGCUCGCGCGCGAGAUCGCGACAAUCACUUACAGAUCCGGGCCGGAAUGGGAGCAGCGGUUCGGGCGCAAGCGCGCCGAUCCGCGGAAACCGCCUGCGCUCUGCGCUGACUUUUUGAUUGAAACCUACCUUGACCAUCAGGGCGAGAAGUUUUGCUUAGAGUACGAUCCCAACUCGCUGCUCUAUGUCUCCAAAGCGAUGGAUUUAUUCGACAUGUCCUUGUCCGUGCGCCAGAAGGCAGUCGAGACAAGAGCGCUCACCACCGCGCGCGAGGAGACAAACCCGCCCACCUGCUCCGUCCCCAGCGAUCCCUACGAGGAAGUCGAGGAUUCGAGCGUGCCGCACCAGCUCAACUUUGACGAGGCGCGCGAGGAUCUGGUGGCGGGUAUGCAGGCGCUCAAGGAGACCCCGGUCUUUGUCCUCGGCGUCGAAUCCGAUAUCUUGUUCCCUAGUUGGCAGCAGAAAGAGAUCGCGGACGUCUUGCGCGAGGGCGGAAAUGAGAAAGUCGAGCACAUCGAGCUGAGCUCGGAAGUCAGCUGGUACGGCCACGAUACCUUCCUUCUUUCACUAAACGAAGUCGGCGGACCUGUCAAGGCCUUCCUCGAAAAAUCCAUCUAAAUCUCAGAGAGAAAGAAAAAGCUUGUUUGUUUUAAAUCUUUCCACAAAAAAAAUGGAUGUCCACAGUCGGUUAUGAAUUUAUAUGUUGCAUACGGAGCCCGGAAAAUGGUUUGCUUUUCUGUUUUAAUAUUAUUGUCUCAUUUCAUCUCAUGUUUUUGCUCUCAUAUUCUUACAUUUUUUUGUGUUGGUCUGCUACAUCUCUUUGGAAUCAAAAUAAAUUGGAACU